Labeo rohita (rohu) is the source of this 540-nucleotide messenger RNA. Its product is annotated as L-rhamnose-binding lectin CSL1-like. The record is from RefSeq and is a predicted model, not a curated record. Gene Ontology annotation, molecular function: carbohydrate binding. Bases 120 to 515 code for a protein of 131 amino acids. NCBI's taxonomy places the organism in Eukaryota, Metazoa, Chordata, Actinopteri, Cypriniformes, Cyprinidae. The transcript is spliced from 5 exons.
GUUACAUAAAGGUGGUUACAGCCAACUAUGGGCGAACUGACCACACAACAUGCUCCGCUGGAAGAUCACUUCAUCAGCUCUCAAACACUGACUGCUUCCAAGAAACCUCAGUUCAUGUGAUGUCCAUUAGAUGUGAUGGAAGAAAGAGCUGUUCCGUUCCUGCGGUGAACUCAGUUUUCUCUGACCCUUGUGUUGGGACUUACAAAUACCUGGAUGUGUCCUAUUUGUGUCUCCCAUUUAGAAGAAGUGUCACCUGUGAAGGCAGCCAAAGUCUCAUUGACUGUGGUAAUGGUGUGAUUUGGAUUCAUCAUGCCAAUUAUGGACGGCGGGAUCUUGUAACCUGUGCUCAUAAAUUAGCAACUACAUCAGACUGUUACUCUCCUCAGACCCGCAGCCUUCGUUCUAGCUGCAAUGGGAAGAAGUCUUGUCAAUUAAACACCUCAAAUCCUUCAUUCUUCUCCGAUCCAUGUCCAGAUGUCCAUAAAUACUUAGAAGUGAUGUACAGCUGUAUAUAAUGUUGUGAGUAUCCUGGUAAAUAAA